Molecule: messenger RNA, 2214 nt
Organism: Equus quagga
Lineage: Eukaryota; Metazoa; Chordata; Mammalia; Perissodactyla; Equidae
Gene: ABO
Product: ABO, alpha 1-3-N-acetylgalactosaminyltransferase and alpha 1-3-galactosyltransferase
Exons: 7
Coding region: 566-1555 (329 amino acids)
Biological process (GO): carbohydrate metabolic process
Cellular component (GO): Golgi apparatus; membrane; vesicle
Molecular function (GO): glycoprotein-fucosylgalactoside alpha-N-acetylgalactosaminyltransferase activity
Source: RefSeq, a predicted model, not a curated record
CAGGACUCCGUCUAUGCCCCUGACCCUUCCGGACACCCUGGGAGGUGAGUGUUCAUCCCAUUUUCGCCAGAGAAAACUGGUUUCGCCAGAUUGAGGCCACUGUCCCGCUCCCACGGGGGCAGAAUGGAGUUUGGAAUCCAGGUCUGACCGCAGAGAUGCUCUUCACCUGCUGCUGGCGCUCUCUGCAUCCCUCCCCAACCCUCCUUGUGGUCCUUCCUUCCUUUUGCUGUUGUUCCUUUUUUCCCCUCUUAAAAUAUUUUAGCAGUUUUUUGUACAAUAAACAACACACGAAGUGCAGUGGCCCCGAUCAAGGUAAUGAACACAUCCGUCUCCCCAGCAUCACUCAUGCCCCGGGUCUUACACUGUCCUGGUCGGGCUUCAGGUUAUUGGACCAUCUUUCACCUGCUCUGGACCCUCGGAGGACCAGGGACUCUGCCAUUGGUCUCCAUACCCCUGGGGUUCCAGCAAAUUCUGGCCCAUGACUGACCGGAUGCAAACUCCAAGAUGAAGAUGUUCAGGAAAACCAAAAUGCUACCUGCUUCGUCCUGUGACCUUUCUCCUGAUAAUGCUCGUCUUGGUCUUCUUUGGCGCUGGUUUCCUGAGCCCAAGAAGCCCGGUGCUGUGGAGCAGGCGAGCAGGGGCAGGUGAGGCUGGAAGGGAAUCAGUCGGCCUGCAAGUUGUGAAACUGUCGAGGAUGGUGUAUCCGCAGCCCAAGGUGCUCAAACCCUCUAGGAAAGAUGUCCUUGUCCUUACCCCUUGGCUGGCCCCCAUCAUCUGGGAGGCGACCUUCAACACUGACAUCCUGAACGAGCAGUUCCGACUCCAGAAUGCCACCAUCGGAAUCACGGUGUUUGCCAUUAAAAAAUAUGUGGUCUUCCUGAAGCUGUUCCUGGAGACGGCAGAGCAGCACUUUAUGGUGGGUCACAGGGUCAACUACUACGUCUUCACUGACCGGCCAGCCGAUGUGCCGCACGUGCCCCUCGGGGAGGGCCGGCAGAUGGUGGUCCUCGAGGUGCCGGCCUCCGCGCGCUGGCAGGACGUGUCCAUGAACCGCAUGGAGAUGAUCAGCAGCUUCUGCGAGCAGCGCUUCCUCCGCGAGGUGGACUUCCUCGUGUGCGCGGACGUGGACAUGAAGUUCCGUGACCACGUGGGCGUAGAGAUCCUGUCCCAGCUCUUCGGCACCCUCCAUCCCGGUUACUAUCGGGCCAGUCGCGAGGCUUUUCCAUACGAGCGCCGGCCGCAGUCACAGGCGCACAUCCCCCGGGACCAGGGCGACUUUUACUACAUGGGGGCCUUUUUUGGGGGGUCAGUGUCUGAGGUUUACCGGCUUACCAAGGCCUGUCACCAGGCAAUAGUGGCCGACCGGGCCAAUGGCGUCGAGGCCGUGUGGCACGACGAGAGCCACCUAAACAGGUACCUCCUGGACCACAAGCCCACCAAGGUGCUGUCCCCGGAGUACAUGUGGGACGAGAAGCUGCUGGGCUGGCCCGCCAUCAUGAGGAAGCUGAGAUACGUGGCUGUGCCCAAGAAUCACCGGGAGAUCCGGAACCGAUGACGGGCUGCCAGGAGGACUGCGCAAGGGCGUGGGCGGCCGCCCAGUGUCGCUCCUGGGGGCGCUGCCCUGAUGGGGACCUUUAUAACAGGCUGGGUAACCCCACUUCCUUUUUCUGUCCUUGUUACGGCCUCUUAAUUAAUACCAGCCCUAACAUGGGUUCCCUUCCAUUGAAACCAGCGUCUAUGGGGCUAAAACCCAAAGCACACAUUCCCUGUUCUCUGCUGCUUUACUUACACUCAUCAAAUAUGUAAAUAUUUGUUUCUGUAGUCUUUGACUCCCUGAGCUUUACAAUCACAAAGAAGUUAGAAAUUGUUUAAAGCUCAGAUGGCCUCCCGCUGGGCUCCCAGUAAACUUGUGACUAAUCACAGGUCCUUGAGGUCUAUUACAGGGAGCCUAAUGUCCAGAGAAUAUCAGGAAACUAAAGCAGCCCAGGCCCCAACUCCUCGGCUUCCUGACACCAGACUCUACCCUCCACCAUGGAGAUGAACAGUCAAGGACACCCACCUGCAAAAUUCCCUUCUCUUCCCCCCUUGCAAACAGCAAAACCUUAAAACCCUUUCGUCGUUUCUGAACAAGGGAGCUAGCAGUUCUUAAGGCACUAGCCAUUGCUCUGUUCCCUCCACCUGGCAAAAACAAUAAAGCCUUUCCUUUCCACUCAA